Molecule: messenger RNA, 678 nt
Organism: Paraglomus occultum
Lineage: Eukaryota; Fungi; Glomeromycota; Glomeromycetes; Paraglomerales; Paraglomeraceae
Source: the annotation of a GenBank genome assembly
AUGGGACGUCGGAAAUCCAAUUAUUUGCCGCUCAAAAAAUCAAAGCAAGAAUCUGAAACGGGAAGUAAGAAAUAUGACAACAGAGAAAGCAGCCAGAUUCAAGCAAUAAAAACUUAUGAGGACCUGGAAGGAGACGCUGAAGAUGAAUUCAUGAAAGAGCGAGAUAAAGUCUUACUCGAAGACGAUCUUUAUGCUGACGAUCUGGAUGGCAAGUUAACCAAUUUAUUUUAUGGGAUUAGGAUGCAAUUGAGGAUCAACAGAAUGAGUGAAGAAGAUUUCAUAGAUGAUAUAUGGACAACUGACGUCAGCGAUCAUUCUCAAGUAGUUCGCACUUUCGCUGAUCUUGUACAGAAUUCAUCAAAUAGUACUGCUCGUCUUGCUGAAGAAGACAAGAUGAGCACAUCGAUGGAUAUUCAUAGUUCGAAACAUAAUGACGCCGAACUUCUUCCGGAAACAACAAAGCGCGCGAUUAAUUAUCAAAUAAUGAAGAACAAAGGAUUAACACCAGCUCGUAAAAAGGAACAGAGAAAUCCGCGAGUGAAACAUCGCAAGAAGUUCGAAAGAGCAAAGAAAAGAAUUAAAAGUAUAAAACGAGUAGUCGCUCCAAAAGUUGGUCCGUAUGCCGGGGAACUGACUGGCAUCAAAACGAAUUUGUCGAGGAGUAUCAAGUUCAAGUGA